Messenger RNA from Menidia menidia (Atlantic silverside), 1310 nucleotides. NCBI's taxonomy places the organism in Eukaryota, Metazoa, Chordata, Actinopteri, Atheriniformes, Atherinopsidae. The record is from the annotation of a GenBank genome assembly.
CAGACGGAGUGAGAAUCGCAGCCAUGGCAAAGAACUGCCAUAACGACUACAAGAUGAAGUUCUCCGGGGACGAGGAGUUCCCCGACCUCUCCCUGCACAACAACCACAUGGCCAAGUCCACCCCCAGCGGCUUCACCGUGGACGAUGUGAUCCAGACCGGUGUGGACAACCCUGGUCACCCCUUCAUCAUGACCGUGGGCUGCGUUGCUGGUGAUGAGGAGUCCUACGAGGUCUUCAAGGACCUGCUGGACCCCAUCAUCUCCGACCGUCAUGGUGGAUACAAACCCACCGACAAGCACAAGACCGAUCUGAACUUCGAGAACCUGAAGGGUGGAGAUGAUCUGGACCCCAACUACGUGCUGUCCAGCCGUGUGCGUACCGGCCGCAGCAUCAAGGGAUUCACCCUGCCCCCCCACAACAGCCGUGGGGAGCGCAGAGCCAUCGAGAAGCUCUCCAUUGAGGCCCUGGCCAGCCUGGACGGCGAGUUCAAGGGGAAGUACUACCCCCUGAACGGCAUGACCGACGCCGAGCAGGAGCAGCUGAUCACUGACCACUUCCUGUUUGACAAGCCCGUGUCCCCCCUGCUGACCUGCGCCGGAAUGGCCCGUGACUGGCCCGACGGCAGAGGCAUCUGGCACAACGACAACAAGAGCUUCCUGGUCUGGGUGAACGAGGAGGAUCACCUGCGUGUCAUCUCCAUGCAGAAGGGAGGAAACAUGAAGGAGGUCUUCAGGCGCUUCUGCGUCGGCCUCCAGAAGAUUGAGGAGAUCUUCAAGAAGCACAACCACGGCUUCAUGUGGAACGAGCAUCUGGGCUACAUCCUGACCUGCCCCUCCAACCUGGGAACCGGCCUGCGCGGUGGCGUGCACGUCAAGCUGGCCAAGCUCAGCACACACCCCAACUCCGUUUUGGGGUCCUUCUGGAGACAGUUCUGUCCCGUGGAAACGGUGCGUACCAUGUGGGUAUUCACGGGGGGGGGUUGGUUGGUUCUAGGGGUCUCCAGCCUCAACACACCCGACUGUGAAGCAGCUGUGUUGAGGCAGGGAAACAUCUCAGGCCCAAAAGAGGGCCGGAGCCCCCGGCUGUGUUGGGGAGGACGGGCGUCUGACUCCUCCCCCUUUUCCCCUCCAGGUGGCGUGGACACAGCCUCCGUGGGUGGCGUGUUCGACAUCUCCAACGCCGACCGCCUGGGCUCCUCCGAGGUGGACCAGGUGCAGAUGGUGGUGGACGGCGUCAAGCUGAUGGUGGAGAUGGAGAAGAAGCUGGAGAAGGGAGAGUCCAUCGACGGCAUGAUCCCAGCCCAGAAGUAG